Messenger RNA from Aureobasidium pullulans EXF-150, 803 nucleotides. RefSeq names its product alpha/beta-hydrolase. Lineage: Eukaryota; Fungi; Ascomycota; Dothideomycetes; Dothideales; Saccotheciaceae. Gene Ontology annotation, molecular function: hydrolase activity. Bases 240 to 803 code for a protein of 187 amino acids. The transcript is spliced from 2 exons. The record is from RefSeq and is a predicted model, not a curated record.
GUCAUGGCUAACAACCCACCGUCACCUAGAUACCCUUGUCCAGCUCAGGUUCUCAUCUGCAGAUGUGGUUCUUCAAACUUCCUCACUUUCCCUCGUACCAAUCUGAGCAGAUCCGAGCCAGCAGAUGCAUGUUUCGACUACCGUAAAUCUGCAUCCAUAUACCACACUCAACUUCUAUCCACUAAUAAUUUUCAGGCAUUCUCGACGCCAGAGGUACAGCCGAACCUCAAGGCAUCUCAAUGAUGUUCCAAACCCUCGUCUCUCGCGUCCUUCAAAACACCACCGGCGGUCUCAGUCAGCCGAUCCUCUACCCCGCCGGUCCAGCUCAGAAUACUUCCUCUGGUCAAGAAUACCUCUUGCAUGCCAUCAGCACUGGUAUACAAGCUUGUCCCGAUCAGAAAUAUGUUCUUCUCGGCUACUCCCAGGGCGCGAGUUUGGUUCUCCAAGCUUCCAGCCGAUUGGGCAAGAAAGCUUUGGAAGCCAUCAAAGCUAUCAUUCUGGCCAGAAAUCCCUAUCGUAUUCCUGGCAAAUCUGCCAAUGUGGAUAGUCAUGGUAACACAGACGCACGAGGAAACAUCGGCAUGUUUGUCACCCAAGCCAUCACUUCCAACACACCUAUACCUCAGUUCCCAGAAUCUCUGGGGAAGAGUGGAAAAGUGCUUGAUUAUUGCCUCGAGAACGAUAUCGUUUGCGCAAGCGAUCCUGCUUGUGAUUGUCAGAUUGCUGCUGAUCAUUUGUCUUAUGGUCUUGUGGAUAGUGUCCAGGAGACGGCGUUUCAGCAUAUAGUCAAAGUGCUAGCGUAG